UGAAACGUCUUCAGGAAAAACCCCAAGUUCAGAGAGCACCAAGGACCUCACAAUCCUCUUCCACCCCACAACUUCCACUCCCUUGGUGAUGUUACCUAGCUGGGGUGUUCUUCUUUUUCUGUUUUGGCUACUGACCUACCGAGGCUGUUUAAAUGAGAAUGUCCUUGGCCCAGAGGGUGCUACUCACAUGGCUCUUUACGUUACUCUUCCUGAUCAUGUUGGUGUUAAAACUGGAUGAAAAGGCUCCCUGGAACUGGUUUCUCAUAUUUAUCCCCGUUUGGAUCUUUGAUACCAUCCUCCUAGUGAUGAUCAUCGUGAAAAUGGCUCGCCGUUGCAAGUCCGGCUACGAUCCUCGCAACGGUUCUCAGAACCUCAAGAAAAAGGCUUGGUACCUUACGGCGAUGCUUCUGAAGCUGGCUUUCUGCCUCGCUCUGUGCGCGAAACUGGAACAAUUCACCGCCAUGAAACUUUAUUACGUCUUUAUUCCCCUUUGGAUUCUGCUCAUUGGAGGGAUGAUAGAACUGGGCUAUAAUAUUUUCUACGUAAGGAGGGACUAAACUUCCCCCCCCCUCCCCCAACAUUCCUGAGAUUCAACAUUUUUUUUCCCCAAUAACACCGCAAUGAGCUUUACCGCCUCUAAAAGGAAUGAUUUCAAAUAGGCAUUUGCUCUGCAAGUUGUUAGACGUGGUUCUUCGGUAUGCGAAGCGGGGCCAUCUGAUCUCCAUGUAUAUAAUGUAAAUAAAACAACCUCAUAUUU
Molecule: messenger RNA, 757 nt
Organism: Thamnophis sirtalis
Lineage: Eukaryota; Metazoa; Chordata; Lepidosauria; Squamata; Natricidae
Source: RefSeq, a predicted model, not a curated record